AUGCAGCCAAACAUUAGCGUUGAAUUCAAGUUUGAAGUUUAUGACGAAAGAAUGAAGACGAAAGCUAUGGAAGUUAUAGCUAAGUUUGCAGGAGUUACUAAAUUUGAGUGGAUGGAAAACGGAAAACUAAAGGUGAAGGGAAAGUUUGAUAGUCAUGAAAUGACAACAAAGUUUAAGAAGCUAUGUAAACAUAUUGCUAUAUUCAAACUUAUAACCGAUGAAGUGCCGGAGCAAAACCGAGCUGAAGUUACAAGGCUUGAAUCAGGCGGGCAGGACCACCACCGUCCGGUUACAAGCCGUGAAUCGGGCGGGCAGGACCACCACCGUCCGGUUACAAGGCGUGAAACGCAGGUGCAUACAAGGCGUGAACCAAGGCCGACGGAUCCAAACCGUGCUAUGGUUAUAUGGCGUGAAACUAGGCCGGAGCAUAACCCUCAUCCUCGGAGGGUUUGA
This is a messenger RNA of Capsella rubella, 453 nucleotides long. Its product is annotated as heavy metal-associated isoprenylated plant protein 11. Bases 1 to 453 code for a protein of 150 amino acids. The record is from RefSeq and is a predicted model, not a curated record. The transcript is spliced from 3 exons. NCBI's taxonomy places the organism in Eukaryota, Viridiplantae, Streptophyta, Magnoliopsida, Brassicales, Brassicaceae.